CAUUAGAUACGCAAUGAUUGUAUUCCAGACUGCAGAUAUUUUCUAACGAAAUUACAGAUUUCAAUUGGAUUUUAUUCUAAAUGCAACAAUCGUUUUAGUGGUUGGAAUGUUGGAAAGUUUGGCCUAUAACAGCGGAAAUUGGAAAACACUCCUUUCAAAACAAACGUCAUUCUUUUUUGUUGAUCUGUCAGAUUGUGUUUUGUCGGCUUUUAUUGUAAAUUUUUUUGUUGGAUAAUGCCCGAUAAGGAUUAUUACUGUCAAUUUAGCAGGUGAUUAUUGAUUAUUGCUACGUAGAAACAGGGUUACAAAACUACAAAAAGGGAUAAUCAAAUAACAAAUAUUGACCAUGGAGGCGGCUCCGAGACUACCCAUGUUCUACUUUGACUUGAAAGUCUGUACUGAGAACACUAGGUUUGCCCCACAACUAAAGCAAUACAUAGCAGCCUUUUACAAUGAAGAUCCUGAUUCAUAUCUUACUGAAAUCCACAAUUUAGAGACGCUUAGAUCAGCAGCUGUACGUCCUUCCAUGGACGUAAACGGUGUCCAGUUAUUGAAAAAGUAUUAUUGUCAGUUGCAUUUCUUAAAAUCGAGAUUUCCCAUGGAAGAAAACCAAGAUGCUGCUGUACAGUUUUUGUGGAAAGACAACCAGACUGGAAUGAAUUGUGGCGGUUCCGAUAUUCGUUUCGAGCUUAUGGUGAUAAUGUACAAUAUAGGAGCUUUGCAUUCAUAUCUAGGCGCGACGGAUUCUAGAAGUAAUCCAGAUGGCAUGAAAAUGGCAUGCACGCAUUUUCAGUGCGCUGCAUGGGCUUUCCAGACCGUUAAAGAAAAAUAUCACCAGUUUAUUAUCUAUAUCUCUUCUGUGGAACUGGUACACUUUUACCAGCAGGUGUGCCUCGCACAGGCGCAGGAAUGUAUUUUGGAGAAGAGUAUGUUGGACAAUCGCAAAGCGACUAUAAUUGCUAAAGUGGCAGUGCAGGUUUAUAAUUAUUAUAGGCAGUCGUGGACUAUUCUAAACAGUACAAACGACGAAAUCGUUGGCAGCAAGACUUACAAGGAAUGGAUCAAGUAUCUCGAGUUUAAAAUUGCUUAUCACAGGUGCAUAGCCCUUCUCUUUCAAGGGCAGCAGGCCGAAGAGCAGCAGAAAAUGGGGGAGAGGGUGGCGUUUUACCAAGCCGCCUGUGAACAAUUGGAAGAAGCGAGGAAGCUGUCUACUGCAUUGAAACACAGACAGCAAGAAAUCAACGAAAGCCUGGCGUUUACCCUCGACGUGGUGGAAGGCAAACGGAAAGCCGCGAAGAAUGAAAACGAGUUUAUCUACCACGAAGAGGUGCCCGACAAGGACCACUUGCAAGAAGUUAAAGGCGCUUCGCUGGUCAAAGGGAUUCCGUUUAGUGUUAACGAUACCGAGGUGUCCGGUUCUGAUAUUUUCGCUCGUCUGGUGCCGAUGGAGGCCCACGAAGCGGCGUCUUUAUACAGCGAGAAGAAAGCGCAAAUGUUGAGGCAGAUAGGAGAAUUGGUGGAGAACAAGGAUCAGUCACUCGCUGAAUUUAUGUCAUCGAUGCAAUUAGAUUUGUUGACGAAGAUGAAUCAAGCGACGGGAAUCCCUCAAGAGCUGAUCGACAGAGCAGCGGCAUUGUCGGCUAAGCCGACGGCUACCCAGGACUUGGUGGACAUAAUGGGGAAGCUUUCCAACAUCUACCAGGAGGUCGAGAGCAACUUGAACGAGAUCGAGGGGUUGCUGAAGCAAGAAGAGGAGGCCGAGAAGGGGUACCAAGAACUGAUGGGCAAACGUCCUCCCGGUAUUAUAGCCACGGAUCUGGCCAGAGAGGCGGCCAAGUACAAGGAGGCCCACACCAAGGCCAACGAUUCCAACCAAACCCUGCACAGGGCCAUGAUGGCCCACGUGGCCAACUUGAAGAUCCUCCAGCAGCCGCUCAGGCAGCUGCAGCAGCAGCUGCCUUCCGUCGAACUGCCGAACGCCAACAUAGACGAGGCCACCCUGAAAGACCUGGAGACGUUGGUGGCGAAGGUGGAGGAGAUGAGGACACAGCGAGCCAUGCUGUGGGCGCAAUUCCGGGAGGGCGUGCACAAAGACGACAUCACCAAUUCCCUGGUUACGAAACAGCCGAAUCAGUCGUUGGAGCAGCUGUUCCAGCAGGAGCUGCAAAAGCACCAGCAGUUGGUAGGCCUGAUCGAGCAGAACUGCACUGCCCAGGAGAACAUCAAGAAGGCCCUGGUGGACUGCUACGCCAAAGCGGUGAACACUAGGCGGUACGUUCAGGAGGUCAUCCAGAAGAGGAACAGCACCAUCUCCGCCCUCAUCACCUCGUACGACUCCUACGAGGACCUUCUGGCCAAGGCAAACAAGGGCAUCGAGUUCUACACGAAACUGGAGACGAACGUGUCCAAACUCCUUCAGAGGAUCAGGAGCGCUUGCGAGGUGCAGCGAGAGGAGAGGGAACAGAUGCUGUCGAAGAGCGACGCGGGGAAGACGGACGAUACGGCCGCUGUGGCUCCGGUCGCUCCCGCCUCGACGGCGCCUAAGUUGAAGGACUAUUUGGAAUCGAGGAAGAAAAAUGCCGGCGUCGCCGGAGGUUAUCCCGAUCCGAGUUUGCAGUACCAACAACAGCAAGUAAAUUAUGGCUUGAACGCAUCCCAAAGCAUACCCGACACACAAUCAUGGCCGCCCGCUGUUCGACCCACACCCGUAGGUUCCGAAGUUACGGAUCUACCGAAAAGCGUUGGCCAGGAAAAUGCAAACUACCCCAACGCCAACGCUCAGUACGGUUACAGCCAGCACCAGCUAGGAACGAAUAUUCCAUACCCGUACCAAUCCUCCGCCGGGUAUCCCAACCAGCAGCACCCGGUCGACCAGGACAUCAUCAACAGAAUGAACUCCCUCCUGUCGAAUAUCAAAGGAGAAACGAAACCUUCCCAACGCAUUACUCAGCACUCGUACAGCAACUACAUCCCGCAAAACUACGCGACGACGGCGUAUACUUACCCGACGCAGCCCGCGCCGCAGUCGGAUCCCGCGGUGACCAGCUACGACCCAACAAAAGCCUACACGACCACGACCAAUUCAUACAGACCGCUUUCCAGUUACACGGUGCCGGACAGCACCAAUACCCACAUGCAGUAUCCCAAUUCCAGCCUGGGCGGUUCCGGGAACGAACCGACCACCAGCAACGCGUACCAGUACCCAAAUUACUCCCAGCAAGGUCAGAACGUCGGAUAUUCCCAGACGGAUGCGAACCAGACCAGUUCGUAUAGUCAAGGGAAUGUUAACUGCUACUACCCCGCCGGGUACGGACCGGGCUAUAGCGGUCAGAGCCAGGGCGGUGCAGAUCAGAGCGGUGGCGCACCCGGGCAGGUGCAGUACCACUCGUUGCAGUACGCAACAUCAGUGCAGCCUAACCAAACGAAUUACUCGUACAAUUCCACUUAUUCAUCGCCGAAUUUCAACACGUCCAGUGCAAAAGCUGGGGAAGACAAACACAUGGCCACCGGUUUAAAUGCGGCAACCUCUCAAGCCCAAACAAAUUACUCUGCUACGGUUGCUUCUCAACCCCAGUACAUAAAUCAACAGUCUUAUACACCGAGUGGGACACCGACUCUUCAACAAACAGGCUCUAUGGCAGCAGCCCGCCAAACGUAUUCGCCUUAUCAAAACCAACAAAUACACUCCAGUGAUUCUGUUCCAUCGGUUUCCUAUCCUGCCACCGGCACUCAACCAACAUAUCCCCCUUCUGCCACUCAGCAAACUUAUCCCACUUCUGUCACUCAAUCAAGCUAUCCCACUUCUGCUACUCAGUCAACUUAUCCCGCUUCUGCUACUCAACUAAAUUAUCCUGCUUCAGCCACUCAGCAGACUUAUCCCCCUUCUGCCACUCAGCAGACUUAUUCCCCUUCUGCCACUCAACAGACUUAUCCUCCUCCUGACACUCAAUCAACUUAUCCAGCUUCUGCCACUCACCAAACUUAUCCCACUUCUGCUACUCAGCCAACUUAUCCCGCUUCUGAUUUAUAUCAGAAUGGUCCGAGUUCUUCAUACGGCACCGGCACUCACCUGUCGUAUCAAACUCAUUCCACUGUCUCGAAAGAUGCCCUUCACUCGUAUCCUUCUGAAGCGCAGCACUCUUAUUACCCAACAGAAGCACAUCAGGGGUAUUCUAACCCUAAUACACCUCAGUUGUACCAAACGGGCAGCGGUUCAUCCAUCGCCGAUCAAAACGCUGGUGCAGUGGGAUAUUCCAGUUAUUAUCCUCAGGCUUAUACCCAGUACACUGCUAGCCAAGCGCAGGUGGGGCAACAAGCCGCCACCCCUACAGCGAAUAAAACCAAAGAAUCCAAUGUCGAUCUGCUAAGCGGCCUGGACUUCACCAUCAGCCAGGCGCCUCUUAUCCCGCAACAGAAUGUCGCUUCUAAGUCCGAGACUGGCGAAGUUAAACCCUCCGACGCAUCUGAGAGUAAAACGAACGUGUCGAAACCCGUGCCUCCUAAAGAAGAACGACCCGCCUUGCCCGAGAUUAAAAGACUAAACGUGAAGAUACUGCCGAGCAAGCAGCUGAACAACAACGACGUGAAAUGCCUUUUUAUGCAGGAGAUCGAGAAGUAUGAAAAGUAUGUGGAGACCCUGACGAAUAAGACGUUGAGCGGACCGACCAAUCUGGACAUCAAGUGGAAGGAGAUUCAGGACAAGCAGGACGCCGAGGGGCAGAAGAAGAUCAUCUCGGUGGCGAGGUGUUACCCGAUGAAGAACCGUUUCCCGGAUAUCCUGCCUUACGACUAUUCCAGGGUGGAGCUGCACGGGACUAAGGACGAUUACAUCAAUGCAUCUUACAUAUACGAUGUGUCUCCCUACGCGCCUUCCUUCAUAGUGACUCAGACGCCAACGUCGUCAACUUCCGGCGAUUUCUGGACUAUGAUCAGGGAGCAACAGGUCGAAUUGAUAUUCUGCGUGUCCAACGACACAGAGAUCGGACAGGACGUUUACUGGCCGAAAGAGAAGGGCCAGCAUCUGAACGUCCUCAACAUGGUGAUAUCUUUGCAGAGCGUGAUAGUAAAGUCCCAUUGGAUAGAAAGACUGAUCUCCGUGAACUUGCCCGAGAAGAGGGAAUCGUGGGUCGUGAUGCACCUGCAGUUCACUUCCUGGCCUGGAAGUUUGUUCCCCACCUCCCCCGAACCGUUCAUCGCCUACGUCCUGGAGCUGAUAACCCUGUACCAGCAGCAGCGGUGCGCCACCCACCCCGUAGUCGUCCACUGCACCUCGGGCAUCGGCAAGAGCGGUCUCGCCUGCCUGCUGACUGCCGCCAUCUACGACGUGACGAACAACUCCAAUUCGGUGCCUGACCUCGCCUGUCUCGCCUCCAAGCUGACGAACUGUCGGAAGAACAUCCUGCGGGACAGGGAGCACCUGAAGUUCGCCUACGAGGCCUUCCUCUCGUACAUGAAGCAGAUCGUCAAUCAGGAGAGAAUGAAGAAACGGCUGAACGAGAUGGUGCCCAAGCAGCAGGAAGAAGCGAAGCAACCCUUAGAGGUAGCGGAGAAGAACGAGGACCCCCUCAGUUCCUUGGACCCGUUCUGGGCCAGCAAGAAGUAGGCUUCACGAAAUAUACACAUAAAUUUUUAAGUACCAAGACGUGUAAAACCAUUGAUUUGAAUAUCGUUUUUACUUAUUUAAGUGCCUAUAUUAUACAAUAUAUCUCCGGGAUUAUAUUUACCGUUUUAACGUUUUAUUAUUGAGUAUUUUAAUAAUUUAUUCCUAUUUUAAAUUAUGUAAUAUAUAUAUUCGUACGAUGUGAUCAUCACUGUAAAUUUGUUAUACCAUUAUGAUUUAACAAUAAAGUGCAAGCUUCUGUA
Molecule: messenger RNA, 5862 nt
Organism: Anoplophora glabripennis (Asian longhorned beetle)
Lineage: Eukaryota; Metazoa; Arthropoda; Insecta; Coleoptera; Cerambycidae
Gene: mop
Product: tyrosine-protein phosphatase non-receptor type 23
Exons: 18
Coding region: 347-5602 (1751 amino acids)
Biological process (GO): protein transport to vacuole involved in ubiquitin-dependent protein catabolic process via the multivesicular body sorting pathway; endocytic recycling; early endosome to late endosome transport
Cellular component (GO): endosome
Molecular function (GO): protein binding; protein tyrosine phosphatase activity
Source: RefSeq, a predicted model, not a curated record